This is a messenger RNA of Hydatigera taeniaeformis, 717 nucleotides long. The record is from the annotation of a GenBank genome assembly. Lineage: Eukaryota; Metazoa; Platyhelminthes; Cestoda; Cyclophyllidea; Taeniidae.
AUGGAGGCUUUGAUGGAAAACUUCUCUCACACCGUGAAGCCGGGCACCUCGGUAGCCAUGGUCGGACCCUCUGGAUGUGGCAAGUCGACUCUACUUCAGUUGGUCCAGCGUUUCUACGACGUGGACGACCGAGGACCAGAGAGCGGAAUCUUUCUAGAUGGUCGGGACUUGCGCAGCCUUGCACCGGCCUGGAUACGGGAACAAAUUGGCAUUGUCUCGCAGGAACCCAAUCUCUUCAACCUUACUAUUCGUGAGAACAUUGCCUACGGUUUCCUAAAAGGCGAACCGACCAUGGAACAAAUAAUAGAGGCUGCAAAACAAGCCAACAUUCAUGACUUUAUUUCAGGAUUACCUGAGGGAUACGAUACCAACGUGGGCGCUGGGGGUUCACAACUAUCUGGCGGACAAAAGCAGCGUGUGGCUAUUGCGCGAGCACUACUGCGAAAACCAAAGAUCUUAUUGUUGGACGAGGCGACCUCAGCGCUGGACGUUGACAGCGAAAGAAUCGUUCAACGGACUUUAGAUGAAGCAAUGCGCGAGCCCAACGGUGGCCGCACAAGUCUCGUUGUUGCUCAUCGACUCACCACCGUGAUGAACUGUGAUGAGAUAGUCGUCCUUAUGGGCGGUCGACGAGUGGAGUCAGGGUCCCCACAAACACUUCUGCAACAGAAAGGCGCAUUCUACGAGAUUUACAACUUCGGUGUUGGAGGACAAUAG